CAAGACGCCCGUUCUGGGGAACUAGAGGCCACUCGCCUGCUCCGGCCGGCCCCUCCCCCAUUUCCAUGGCUCCAGCACAAACUACUUCAGAGACCUCUGAACCCCAGUGCUGAGGGAAGGGACCCUGAGGGGAGCUAGACGCCAGCAUCUUCCUGGUCCACCCCUCCCCCAGGCAGCUUGGGCCGCACUCAGGAUAGGUCAGAAUACCCCCAUCCCACUUCCGGGAGGGGUCAUCUAUCUUAGUUUCUUUUUGUUUUUUGGCUGCGCCCCGAGGCUUGUGGUAGUGGGAUCUUAGCUCCCCGACCCGGGAUCAAACCCAGACCCUCGGCAGUGAAAGCACAGAGUCCUAACCACUGGACCGCCAGGGAAUUCCCGGGGUCAUCUAUCAAAUCUCAGCCAGGGUGCAGGGACUAGGGACCAGGUCGGCCUUGUGCCCAGCAGGGUCCCCAGCACCCAGCUCAAGGGCAGAGGGCCCCCAAAAUGUUGAAAGACAGGAACAGAGGCUUGGGGUUCAGGCUGGCGGUGUGAGGGCCCGGAGUGUGUGCGGAGCAAACAUGCACACAGAGAGUAGGCAAAGCGAUGACAGGAAGAGGCACGGGGCGGGGCUGGAAAGUUUUGGCCUGGAGAGGUGGGAGGAGUGUCCUGUUCUCCCUCCUCCUGGGGCAGCUCCACCCGCCCUGGUGGCCCAGCCCAUCCACUUGUGCCAAGGAAUGUGCCUGGGAGAGGCAGCCUGGGAGGCGGGCGGGCGGGGCAGCAAAGCUGCGGCCACCCGGAGGCAGCACACAGGUCAACGUGGAGGUGCCGGGCCACCAUGCUCAGUCUCAAGCUGCCCCAACUCCUUCGCGUCCACCAGGUCCCCAGGGUGUUCUGGGAAGAUGGUAUCAUGUCUGGCUACCGCCGCCCCACCAGCUCGGCCUUGGACUGUGUCCUCAGCUCCUUCCAGAUGACCAACGAGACCGUCAACAUCUGGACUCACUUCCUGCCCACUUGGUGAGGGAGGCUCUGUCCCAGGCUUGGGCGUCGAGCUCAAGGGGGUACUCAGGCGGACCGGGACCGUCCGGGCCCGCGGGCAGCACUGGGAGUCGCUGGGGGUCCGGUGGCCUGAGCACAUGCCUGCCGCAGGUACUUCCUGUGGCGCCUCCUGGCGCUGGCGGGAGGCCAGGGCUUCCGGUCGGAGCCCUACCACUGGCCGCUGCUCGUCUUCCUGCUGCCCGCCUGCCUCUACCCGUUUGCGUCGUGCUGCGCGCACACCUUCAGCUCCAUGUCACCCCGCGCGCGUCACAUCUGCUACUUCCUGGACUACGGCGCGCUCAGCCUCUACAGCCUGGGUUCCCAGAGCUAGAAAGCCCUGCGCUCAGUAAGAUCCUCCGCACGGCUGCCUUCACCUAUCCCUUUCUGUUCGACAACCUCCCGCUCUUCUAUCGGCUCGGACUGUGCUGGGGCAGGGGCCACAGCUGUGGGCAGGAGGCACUGAGCACCAGCCACGGCUACCACCUCUUCUGCGCGUUGCUCACUGGCUUCCUCUUUGCCUCCCACCUGCCUGAGCGGCUGGCACCAGGACGCUUUGAUUACAUCGGCCACAGCCACCAGCUAUUCCACAUCUGUGCAGUGCUGGGCACACACUUCCAGCUGGAGGCGGUGCUGGCUGAUAUGGGAUCUCGCCGAGCCUGGCUGGCCAUGCAGGAACCGCCGCUGGGCCUGGCGGGCACAGUGGCCACACUGGGCUUGGCAGUGGCUGGGAACCUGCUCAUCAUUGCUGCUUUCACAGCUUCCCUAUUUCAGGCUCCCAGUACGUGCCCCCUGUUGCAGGGUGGCCCGCUGGAGAGGAAUACAAAGGCCAAACUACAGUGAGGCCCCAGCUCUGAGCCUGCCCUGGAGGGAAGCAGAGGCCAGGUGCCCCCCCCCCCGCCCCCACCCCCGUGCUGGGGAGGAGCCCAGACCCAGGCCUGAUAAGACAGGGGCACUUCUGAGCCUGGAACCAAGAGGAGUGGCUGAGGAGAGAGUGCGGAGAUCAGAAGGCAGAGGAGAGGAGAGGGGCUGGGAGGCUGGCAGAGAGUGAGUAGGAGGGUCAGGGAGGGUGCUCUUGAUGGGGCUGGGGGAAGUGCUGAGGGUCUGAGAGGGGAGGUGCGUGUGUCCAGGCUGGAGCUGCCCCACCUGCCAUUGAAGGCUGGGAUGGGGAGGUGUUGGGCCCUUUCAUCUGGUCCCAUCUCUGGUGCUCCUGGAGUUUCUGCUCAGCCCAGGCAAGAACUAACAUGACUAACCCAGGCCCAUCCUGAAUGCUUAUUAACCAGGCCAGGAGGCCCGCUACUGCCCCCACCCCCAAACCAGGCAGUACCAUCUACCGGAAGCUCUUUGCCUAUGGCGAUGAGGCUGUCUGUCCUGGUCACAGCCGUGUACUCCAGGCGUCCAGGCCUUUGGGAUCUGGUCUAUUUGGGUGUGUCACGGAUGGGGCAGUGGGUUGAGGUGGGGGAGGGUGCUGGGCUAGAGAGGAGAACCCUAUUUAGACUUUAGGAAGCCACCUUCAAUGCUUCUGGACUGAGGCAGGGAUAAAUAAAUAACUCAACAACA
Molecule: messenger RNA, 2568 nt
Organism: Orcinus orca (killer whale)
Lineage: Eukaryota; Metazoa; Chordata; Mammalia; Artiodactyla; Delphinidae
Gene: PAQR6
Product: progestin and adipoQ receptor family member 6
Exons: 6
Coding region: 580-1851 (423 amino acids)
Cellular component (GO): membrane
Molecular function (GO): signaling receptor activity
Source: RefSeq, a predicted model, not a curated record